Dermatophagoides pteronyssinus (European house dust mite) is the source of this 1010-nucleotide messenger RNA. RefSeq lists its product as uncharacterized. Lineage: Eukaryota; Metazoa; Arthropoda; Arachnida; Sarcoptiformes; Pyroglyphidae. The record is from RefSeq and is a predicted model, not a curated record.
AAAGUGUUAAAUCUUCUCAUUUCGAAGCACGUGUUAAUUAUGUCCGCAUUGAAUUAUCAUUGAAAUCAAUUUAAUUUCUAACAAACAAACAAAAUAAAAAAUGUCUAUCGGUCUAAAAUCGUUACUUAUAUCUUAUCAACAAACAUUAUCGAUGCGUACUUUAUUGACAAUGGUCAAAAGAACAUCAAUAAAUCAAAAUUUGAAUAUUGUUGUUUGUGAUAAUAAUAUACCGUUAUCGAAUUCAUGGCGUUAUUAUCAUCAUCAUCAUCAUAAUCAAAUAAUUGGCCGAAGAAAUAAUAAUGAACAAUCAUCAUAUUCGUACAAUGUAUUAAUAAAUGAAAAGCAAUCAAUUUUAUCGACAAAAUCAUCUGAUUCAUCAACUACAAACGAUUCGAAUGUUGAUCCAACAAAAGCAUCAGAAGAACAAUUAUCAUUGAUAAGUCGACGACUAACUGAUAAUUUGCCCGUUUUUUUCCAAAAACCACAUGAUUUCAGUGUUUAUAAUCGUAAUAUUAUUUUUGAAGAUAAUAUUCGUAAUGUUCGAACUGUAGGUAUGAAUGCAUAUGCAUGGCAAAUAGCAAAGAUUAAAAUGGGUGCACACUUUAAAUAUGGUAAAGUUACGUUUAAUAUAUUGAAAUUAACUCAACAUGUUGAAGAUUCUACUAUUAAAAUACGUUGGCGUAUUGUUUCCUAUCCGGGUAAUCAAAUUGUUUUUGCAUUCUGGAAAUUUAAACUAUGGAAUACAAAAGAAUCAUUGGAUAAAGUUAAAGAUGAAUGGAUUGAUGGAUUUUCAAUACUUCAUGUUGGUGGUGAUGGUCUUAUUCAUCGUCAUGUUUGCGAUAAAAUUAUGCCCGAUACGGAUGAUGUUGAAACGAAAAAAACUGAUAGAUUGGCAGCCAAAUUAGGAGUUGCUUGAUUAGUUAUUAUUUUUUGUUGAUAAAUUUCUUUUUAUUCAAAAUUUUUUUUCUCUUUUCUUAUUUAAAAUGAAUUAAAUUUGAAUUAUAUGGUUA